GGCGAGUUGUUCGAAUUACUAGACUUGGACUCUGAAAUUGAAGUACUGGUAAUGGACGAGCAAAAACUCGGUGGGAAAAGCAGAAGUCGACGCUCCUCUACUGACGGACAUUAUAGCAAGAUGAAAGCAGAACUAGAGCUACAAAGGAAC
This is a messenger RNA of Amoebophrya sp. A25, 150 nucleotides long. The record is from the annotation of a GenBank genome assembly. Lineage: Eukaryota; Dinophyceae; Syndiniales; Amoebophryaceae.